AUGCCUCGACCCAAACGUAGAGUCGCGUCUAGGCGCACCGCUGCGCCAGUCCCCAGCGUUGCGAGCCCAACACCAACACCAACACCACCCGCGGAGUCCACCAGUAGCGAUAUAUACGAUGUCAGCGAUCGCGAGAAGGAGAAGCAGCGCCUAAGACGAGAAUCCCAAGGAGAAGUUCUUGCGACCCGUGUAGUAUCCAACCGCCGCCAAGCAGCGGCGCUCGCAGUAGCGCAAAAAAGACGCGAUUCCGCCAUGGAGAGACUUGAUGAUAUCACGUCCACUUCCACCGCGAUUCUGAACACAGCAGAUGAUGAGUCGGACAGCUCAAUUGAGAUCGAGGUUGGCCGACGCGCCGCCGCCACGCCCGCACAAGGUAGAAUGGUCGAGGUCUCGGGACUCGAUCUGGACGACGAUAUGUUCGCCGACCUGAACACGUCCUUCGACACUGCCGGCCCCGCAAGCGCGCAGCGCUCUAAUGAAACAUCCACCAUGUCUGCCAGUCGCUUCAAGCGACGCCCCCGCGCGGGCAGUUUUCUGAGUACGGACCAUGCUCCCAUAAGACCCAGCAGUCGUGCCGGCCCCAACACACCUGGUAUCAGCACGGCAUUCAACAUUGGCGUGUUCAAGAGAAGAGCGCGCGAGCCUAGUAUUCUGGGCACCGCCCAGAAGGAUCGACCCCAACGGCCAGAGCCAGAUAGUGACGGCGUAGACGAAUCGGACGACCAAGCAGACGAGGAAUCCGCCGAACAUGAUGCAAGACAAGUAACAAAAGUGACCACUGCGGAUUUGACUGGACUUCUUCCCCGGCGCCGGCACAGGAACGCUAGGGCGGAUGCCUUGAGCGCGAAUGACUCGGAAGAUGAGGUUGACGUUUCAGGAUUGGGCAACGAUGACGACGAGCUUUCAUACCUUGAUGUACGCACCCGCAGGCGGCCCGCGAUGCCGCUCUCACGAGUAGGAACCGCCAACCAGAGCUCAGCGCGAGGCAAGGGCAAGCAGACACCAGCCUCCACAAAGCAACCUAAACGGACUUAUGGACGACCGUCAUCAGAUAAAGAAAACAAGGACGAGGAUGAUGAGGAGGAAGAAGCAGGAGAAGGUCUGAUCCUGGUGCGUCCUGAUGGUACGGAAACUAGCGAGGAGCUGCAGGCCCGGGUGGGUGAGGAACUCAAACUGGCGGCGCGGAAAUUCCAGGAGGUCGAUAAAUGGGAGCUGGAAUACGAGGAAAUGACACAAAGCAGUUCGCCGCGCGAUGCUCGGUAG
Molecule: messenger RNA, 1263 nt
Organism: Pseudomassariella vexata
Lineage: Eukaryota; Fungi; Ascomycota; Sordariomycetes; Amphisphaeriales; Pseudomassariaceae
Exons: 2
Coding region: 1-1263 (420 amino acids)
Source: RefSeq, a predicted model, not a curated record